AUGGCCAAAGACGUGUCCACGCAAUCGCAGUCCGUCUCGGAGCUCAAUACUUGCGUUUCCGCUGGCCAUCGGGCUGCUUCCAAGGAGACGACCUUUCGAGAAUGGAUGGUCACAAAUCAGAUCGGGAUUUCCUUGACGAUCCUCGCUACACUUUUGGCGGCUCAUAACCUCUACCCUUCCCUGCGACCGUAUACCGCGCCCUUCUUCCAGUUAUCGUACUACCGGCCGGCCCAAGGGGACUAUGUCCAGGGCUUUGAUGAUGUGUACUUCGUCAUCAGCUCCGCCAUCACAUUCACCGCUAUUCGUGCGAUUAGCAUCGAAUGGGUCUUCCAACCAGCCGCCAGAUUUGGCGGACUGAAGCGGAAGAACUCCAUCCGCGUUGCUGAGCAGGCAUGGAUGUGGGUGUACUAUGCGUUCUUCUGCACUUUUGGCAUGUACAUCUGGGCCAACUCGAACUACUGGAUGGACUUCAAGGCCAUCUGGGCCCAAUGGCCGGCGCGCGGUGUGUCCGGACACCUGAAAUGGUAUCUCCUCGCGCAGCUGUCGUUCUGGUUCCAGCAGAUCCUGGUAAUCAAUAUCGAAGAGCGACGAAAGGAUCAUUACCAGAUGUUGACCCACCAUGUCAUCACAAGCGCCCUCCUGAGCUCCGCCUACAUCUACGGAUUCUACAAUGUGUCGAAUGUCGUGCUGUGCCUGAUGGAUAUCGUGGACCUGUUGCUACCGACCGCCAAGAUCCUCAAGUACCUCAAAUACGAACUGUCCUGCAAUAUCACCUUUGUCCUGUUCAUGGUGACCUGGUUGGUCACACGCCAUAUUUUAUACCCGCGCCUGUGCUGGUCCAUCUAUAAGGACGUACCCGACGCAAUGGCCUACGGCUGCUACUCCGGGACCACAGCCGAGAUGAUCUCUACGAACGGCUACCCAGACCAGUUCCGCUACCUCUUCUACCCGUUCCUCAACAUCGACGGCCCCAUCUGCAUGAACCGCACGAUCAAGUGGAUCUUCCUGGGCUUCCUCCUGGCCCUCCAGCUGCUGUCCAUCAUCUGGUUCGUGAUGGUUGUUCGCGUGGCUGUCGGCGUGCUCCGCACCGGCAACGCCGAGGACACCCGCAGCGACGACGAGGAGGAGAACGAGGUCCGCACUACGGCCAAGGACGCCAUGCCGGCCAGCAACACAGCCAUCACCGACGGGCCAAACGGCGACUGGCGCCGCACCGCGAACGGGCCAACCAACGUGCGGUCCCGAGGCCGGGGACGAGUCCGGCUCGGCGACCAGAGCGAUCGCAAGGCCCUGCUUGGCCGGAUCGGAUGUGACAAGCCGACGUAG
Molecule: messenger RNA, 1326 nt
Organism: Aspergillus clavatus NRRL 1
Lineage: Eukaryota; Fungi; Ascomycota; Eurotiomycetes; Eurotiales; Aspergillaceae
Product: putative longevity-assurance protein (LAC1)
Exons: 4
Coding region: 1-1326 (441 amino acids)
Biological process (GO): ceramide biosynthetic process
Cellular component (GO): membrane
Molecular function (GO): sphingosine N-acyltransferase activity
Source: RefSeq, a predicted model, not a curated record